This is a messenger RNA of Labrus bergylta (ballan wrasse), 4119 nucleotides long. Its product is annotated as SLIT and NTRK-like protein 1. The record is from RefSeq and is a predicted model, not a curated record. Gene Ontology annotation, molecular function: protein binding. NCBI's taxonomy places the organism in Eukaryota, Metazoa, Chordata, Actinopteri, Labriformes, Labridae. Gene Ontology annotation, cellular component: postsynaptic density membrane; glutamatergic synapse; GABA-ergic synapse. Gene Ontology annotation, biological process: axonogenesis; regulation of presynapse assembly; positive regulation of synapse assembly.
GCUGCCGGACUGAGGCAUGCCUGUGUCGGGAUUAUUGUUUUUUUUUUUUUUUACCGCAUUCAACAGUGUUUUGAAAGCGUGAGGCUGUGACAGCGGAGGGGCUGGCGGCGCAACAAAAAAAAAAAUAACGAAGGGGAGAUAUCCACCAAACUAAUGCCGCUCAUCCUCCCAAGAAUGCGGGGGUAAUUGAAGGCAUUGAACUGAGGGAUCACGAUCCCUAAUGUGAGAUCUCGACAGUGGGGUUUUCAACGAUGCCGACUUGGACACUUUUGCCGUGGAGCUGCGCGCUUUCAGAGUGACAUUGACAGCAGGAUGGGAACGUAUUUUUUUUGUUGCGCCUCUGGAGGGGACAUAUCCUAACAAAUCGACAGCUAUAAAAGUGUGAUUAAAAGCAAAAGAAACCUCGACCUCGAAACGUGGAUUGAUUAUUUUCUUCUUCUCCCCCCUCGUGCUCUCUCUUCUCAGCAUUCCCUCAGUCUGACUGGAUUUUUUUUUUUUUUUUUUUUGCCGUAACAGCUCAGUAGAGGGUGUCAGAUUAUUCUUAGAGCACCGCGCUAGGAUGAACACUGUCUGCGCGUUCCUCCUUUUGUGAUCCUCCCGAUUUUGCAAACCCAAAAAAAAAAAAGAACCCCCCCCCCCAAAAAAAAAAAAAAACACACACACGCACACACAAGAAGAAAAAGAAAGAAAAAAAAAAACCGCGCCGAAGGAUGUGAGAGGGGGAUGCGGGUGUUUUGGAUACAGCUCCAGCAAGCAGCGCGGGGUGUGAAUUCAGCACCGCGGGAAGAGGGGACAGCUCCCCGACCGCCGCAACACAGCAGCAGUAGCGUCUGGAGGGAGGAACAAAAAAAAAAAAAAGAAAAGGGGCACGGAUUUGUUACAUUUGUUUCCCCCCCACAAGCCAAGGUCAGUCUUUGACGAUUUGAAAGAAAGAAGAGAGAAAAAAAAAAAAGCCUUAAAGAUGUGUCGGACUCUACUGCCGCUUGCUGUGUUGCAGCUUGAUUUUCAUCAUAAACACGCGGAGGCUGCGCGGAUUCAGUCGACGUGAAAGAGACGUUUUUUUUUUUUUUUUAUGUGGUGGUUUUUUGCAACUGGAAGAGUGGACACAAGUGCAGGUUAGAUGCAGCAUGGAUGUGAUGUAAAAGGCUUCACGCUCUCCCUAAAUGUCGCUAAAUAUACCCCUCUGUGUUCCUCGCAUUGAUGCAGACUCAGUUCGCAGCUCGCACGUCUCGAAACCGGGGAUGAAUUAUUCACGUUAGAAAAAAUGCUGCUCUGGAUUAUCCUGCUGAAUGCGGCUCUUUGUGUUGCGAGUGGGAACGUUACGAGGGACGUCUGCAAGGAGCAGAUAUGCUCGUGCAACGACGUGGAGGGGGACCUGCACAUCGACUGCGAGAAGCGGAGCUUCACCACGCUGCGGCACUUGACCGGCCCCAGCUCGCAGUUCUACCACCUGCUCUUGCACGGGAACUCUCUCUCGCGGCUCUUCCCCAACGAGUUCGCCAACUUUUACAACGCCGUGAGCCUGCACCUGGAGAACAACGGGCUCCACGACAUCGUGCCCGGCGCCUUCCUGGGGCUGCAGCUGGUGAAGCGGCUGCACAUCAACAACAAUAAGAUACGCUCAUUCAGGAAGAGUACGUUUCUGGGGUUGGACGACUUGGAGUAUCUCCAGGCUGAUUUUAAUCUACUGAGGGAUAUUGACCCCGCCGUUUUCAGGGACCUAAAUAAACUUGAAGUGUUGAUACUUAACGACAACCUCAUCAGCGCGCUACCUAUCAACGUGUUUCAACAUGUGCCCAUUACGCACCUCGACCUGCGCGGGAACCGAAUCAAAACGGUGCCUUAUGAGGGGGUCCUCGAGCAGAUACCGGGCAUCGCGGAGGUCCUGCUGGAGGACAACCCGUGGGACUGCAACUGCGACCUGGUGUCCCUGAAGGAGUGGCUGGAGAACAUUCCGCACAACGCGCUCAUCGGGAGGGUGGUGUGCGAGGCGCCCACCAGGCUGCAGGGCAGCGACCUGAACGAGACGUCCGAGGUGGACCUGUGCCCCUCGCUGAGCGGCGGCGUGGACACCAGCCUGGUGGCCCCGCCCACCCAGGAGGAGACCUCCGCCCCCGUGGCCCACGCGCCUGGGCCCACGCCUUACAAGCCAGCCGGCGGAGACGCCGGCGGGCCCCCGACGCCCGGUGGCCGCGGCGCCAAGGGCCGCUCCAAGUCUCGCGAGAACUGGCAGCUGAAAACCAAGCCCACUCCCGUGUUGACAGGUGUGAACGGGGACAGGGAGCAGCUGCACAACGUGACGUGCCCGCAGCCGUGCAACUGCAAGCUAGUGGGCUCCAGGCAGGGGCUGGGGGUCAACUGCGAGGGCAAGAAGAUCGAGAACUUAUCGAACCUCAAGCCGAGGCCCCUGGCGGCCCACGAGUUGAACAUGCGAGACAACAACAUCCACGCGGUGAAAAAGAACCAGCUGCUCGGCUACUCCAGCCUCAACCUGCUCGACCUGGGGGGGAACAACAUCAAGAUGAUUGACAACGGCACGUUCCAGAACCAGAGCGAGCUCAGGUGGCUGUACAUGGAUAAGAACUACCUGGAUACGCUGAUCGCGGAGAUGUUCGUGGGCCUCGUGAAUCUGGAAUAUCUCAGUUUGGAAUAUAACGACAUCCAGAUGAUAGUGGCGGGUGCGUUCAGCCCCAUGCCAAGCUUGAGGGUUCUCUUCCUCAACAACAACCUGCUGAAAUCUUUACCUGUGGAUGCUUUCCUUGGGAUUUCUUUGUCCAAAAUUAGCCUGCAUAAUAAUUAUUUCCCCUACCUCCCCGUGGCUGGCGUGUUGGACCAGCUCAAUUCAAUCAUACAGAUCGACCUGCACGGGAACCCGUGGGAUUGCUCGUGCCACAUCGUGCCCUUCAAGCAGUGGACGGAGAAGCUGGGGGCCGACGUGAUCGUGAGCGACCUCAAGUGCGAGUCCCCGGAGGAGUUCUGGAAGCGCGACUUCCGCUACGUGCGCAACGACCUCAUGUGCCCCAAGCUCUACGACAAGGUCUCCCCGACGCCCCUGUCCAAAAACAGCACUUUCGCCCUGGACUCGGGCACGCGCGCGAACUCGUACCUGGAGCCGAACCGGGUCUCCAUCUCCGUGCUCGUGCCCGGGCUGCUGCUGGUGUUCGUCACGUCCGCGUUCACCGUCGUGGGCAUGCUCGUGUUCAUCCUGAGGAACCGGAAGCGGUCGAAGCGGAGGGACGGGAACUCCUCGGCGUCGGAGAUCAACUCCCUGCAGACAGUGUGCGACUCGUCGUACUGGCACAGCGGGCCUUACAACGCGGACGGGAGCGCGCACCGGGGCUUUGACUGCAGCACGCACCUCUCCACGACUAAUGACGCGUAAAAGGGGAAAAAAAGAGACUCUGCUUUAGUACAAUAUGCCUCCACGAGACUGGAUUACAAACAGACACACAGACAGACUGACUAAAUGACUCAAAAACGGAAAGAAUCAUCCGCUUUUUGGGGCGAACACAGACUUGUUUAUGUCUUGUUUUUCGCCAAGUUGAACCAAGUAAGUCAGUCUGCUGCUGCUGCUGCUGCUGCGCACAGGCCCCACUCUGUAAUAUAUGUAUAUGCCAAGCCCCCCCCUGGCUUAAAAAAAACCUCUCCCUCCUCCUCCUCCUCCUCCUCCUCCUCCCAGUUCUGCUAUUUGCCGCAAUCGGACUACGGAUCUGUGCGAGACAGAAAAAGAGGGAGCGAUGGGGGGAGAAGGCGUGUGUGUGAGAAAGCGAGAGAGAGAGAGAGAGAGAGAGAGAGGACCCGGGGAAUGGUGCACGAACGCAUGAAUGUAAAUGUAAAUACUCGGACCGAUGUAUCAUAAUCUGCAUGAUGAUAUUUCGCAUGGUUUCAACACACACAAACACACACACAAGGACGGCGAGGAACCAUAAUCCACCAACAAAGAAGCAAAACUCGACCCCCCCCCCUUUUUUUUCCAUGUUAUAUCAAUAUGACGACGAUAUAUAGAUAUUAAGAAUUAUAUAUGACUAUUUACAAAAAGUGCCAUUUCUCUAUUUUUUUUUGUGAACCUGCAGUUUAGGAUUUUGUAUUUGUUGUUUUUCAAAAGUUGUCCGGAGGGAG